GUGAACAACCUGCUAUAAACUGCUUUGACUGUGGGCAACAGGAGCUCGAACAUAGCCACAGAGCGGCCGAUUAAUCGGAGAGUGUCCGGGUAACCCGGCGGGAAAAACAUGCGGUCCAUGAUACUCGCUGCUUUGGCCCUGGUGGUGUUGUUCGCCGUUUCUGGGGGGAGCACACAGGAGCUGAUCCGGCUCUGCGGGAGUGAGUUCCGCCGGGCGCUCAUUCACCAAUGCGGAGCCUCUCGCUGGAGGAGAGGGUUUGGGUCCGAUGCAGCGCUCAGAGCUCUGCUCGGAAGGGAUCAGGAGACUUUGUUUAUGGACAAUUCGGAUCCCUCGGCGAAAUUGACAUUGGCCGACGAAGAGAAUUUGAGUAACAAGCCAGGUCAACGGGAAGCUACAUUGGAGGCUUUCCAAACUCCAGCCCGAGUAAGACGCCAAGACUUGAGCAAACUCGCCGAUCUUUGCUGCAACAGGGGCUGCAACAAGGGACACCUGAAUGACAUCUGCUAAAGAGCAGAAGACUGAUGAAAAUGCUUGUCGCGCGUCUUAUUUACUGCAGCUUCAGUAAUUGCUGUACUUAUGAAAUUCGUUGUUCCGCUUCAAAUUUAGGAGUUGAAAAUAUGUUGUAAAACGUCGGCUUUAACUGAAUAAAGAAAUUGGUAAAGUUGUUAAA
Molecule: messenger RNA, 670 nt
Organism: Chiloscyllium plagiosum (whitespotted bambooshark)
Lineage: Eukaryota; Metazoa; Chordata; Chondrichthyes; Orectolobiformes; Hemiscylliidae
Gene: insl5a
Product: insulin-like 5a
Biological process (GO): positive regulation of feeding behavior
Cellular component (GO): extracellular region
Molecular function (GO): G protein-coupled receptor binding; hormone activity
Source: RefSeq, a predicted model, not a curated record